Mobula hypostoma (lesser devil ray) is the source of this 6064-nucleotide messenger RNA. It is a transcript of the gene nkpd1, whose product is annotated as NTPase, KAP family P-loop domain containing 1. The record is from RefSeq and is a predicted model, not a curated record. Lineage: Eukaryota; Metazoa; Chordata; Chondrichthyes; Myliobatiformes; Myliobatidae. Bases 240 to 2051 code for a protein of 603 amino acids. The transcript is spliced from 3 exons.
CACAACUAGUACUAUAACUACAAUUAUCCCAUUACCCUACCACAACAAAGAUAUAAAGAGAGCUAUAAGCUGAGGAAGUAGCCACACCUCUUCUGAGUGUUUGUGACAGGUAAAACCACUUACUUCCACAGCACCAGAGCUUGCGCUGGUUAAUCACAAACCGAAGCUUGAGAUUGCCAAUUUAUAGAAGUUGUUGUCAACAUCUUUGUUCAUCUCAGCUGGAGGCAGAACAAGACAGGAUGCCGAAAGAUGAAAUAGGUGGUCAAACUCUGUACGAUAGUUAUGCAACUUGCCUUGCUAGAACUCUGUGCUAUGUCUCCACACCGAUGACGGUUGGGUUAUAUGCACCAUGGGGAUCAGGAAUAAAUUGUCUUCUGCAAAACGUAGAAAAAGAAAUAAAAAUAGAAGCACUCAGCAGAGAGAAGAAGGAAUCACAGAAAUCCCAGGAGACGCCUCGGGCACCUACUGGUUUUGGAUUUAUUUCACUUUUAUGGCAUUUGAUUUUCCUCAAGCCGCAAAUAACAGCGCAACAUGAAAAGAGGAAAAAUGUUCGGUUCAUAUUCGUUCAGUUCAGUGCAUGGCAAUUUGCAGGAAAUGAAAAGCUGUGGGCUGGGCUCAUUACCACACUCUGUGACGACAUUAAGAACCAGUUUGGAUUCAUCCCAACUAGCAUCGUCAGGGCUCUUGGUCACCAAGAUACUAUUCUAAGAACAAAUUCCAAUUGUGAAUGGGUGUCCAAAAAGGCACUAGGAAUUCCACUAUGGCUUAUUUUCUUUUUACUCCUUUUGGUAGCCUCUCUACUGGCAUUCUUCAUCUUAGUUCCUGGCUUCACCUUCAGCCAGAUGGGAAAUAAUUAUGUUGGAGCAGUCAAAGGCAUUAGUUUUGGCUUAAUCGGAAUGUCUGUACUCAUGCCAAUGAAAAACACAAUCAUGGUAAGCAGGAAUAUGAUUGUCAGUCAGAAGGAAAAAAUGAAGACCCUAAUGAAUAAAUCGGAUUUUAGUAGUCAGCUAGGCUUCAUGAAUGAAGUGAAGCAAGAAGUCAUAGUCCUUACAAACUUCAUCCACUACAUGGAAGUUUUUGAACGAAGAAAGAUUCGAAUAGUACUGAAAAUCGUCAGCCUUGACAGGUGCACUCCAGAUAAAAUUGUUGGUGUUCUGGAUGCUAUGAACAUCCUUCUUUCUGAUCCAGAUGCCCCUUUUAUUUCAAUACUUGCUGUUGACCCCAGCAUUAUUGCAUCCUGUGUUGAGAAAUCUAAUAGUCUGAAAGGCAUUGCAGAAAAUGGCUAUAAUUUCCUCAACAGGAUUGUGUCACUACCGUUUUCUGUCCCCAAAAUGGACACUCAGACCAAGCUCAAAUAUCUUCAGUGCAUAGUGGAUGGGAAGAAUGCCCUCCUGGAAGAAAGUCUGUCACCUAAACAAGUCAUUAGACAAGUAAGCAGAUUCAGGAAACACUCUGAUGAAAGUAACCCAUUGAUUACUGUUUCUUGUGAAAACAACCAAUCUUUCAAACAAAGAAAUGAUCAAAUGAAACCAGGUUAUUAUAUUCAACAGGCUUAUCAGUGUUUAACAGACAUGGAUGGUGAUCUCCAUGAAUACAUUGAGGAGAACUUUCUGCAAAUAAGGAGAAUAGUAAACAUAAUCUCAGUUAUGAUUGGACUAAUGAUAGAAAGGAAUGCCCCGAUGAGUUCUUUUCCGGUUCAGAAAAUUGUUGCAUGGGUCAUUUUGGCAAGUAACUGGCCGUGCCGUCUCAGUUGGAUCUGGCAAUGUUGGGAAGAUGCUGAGCAAAGGAGAGAGUUACAUGAAGAAAAAGAGAUUGAUGAUGAAAUGCUUCUGUGGACCAUUUAUGAAAACUCUUCAGAGAAGUUUAACACUAUAAGAUCCAGUAUUGAAAAAUUGUUGGAACUGGAUGGAGAUCCUGAAAUCUUUCAGAAGCUUCUGUUAAUCAGUUACAAAUUCACCAUGAAAGAGGGAAAAUUCAUGAUUCCAUUUACAAUCAAUCUAGAUCGAUCUUUAAAAAGAAAGAUGGAAGUUAUUCUUGCAAGAAAUUUGUGAACAGAGGGCGAAUUGUAGUACCCAUCUCCUGCCAAUGAGAGUCCAUAUAUUGAGAGAGACAUGACAGAAAAUAGUUAAUUUCUCUACCGAGAACAAGACAGUACAUCCCCUGACUCUUGAGUUAUACAGACAUGAAUAUACAAUAGCAAAGAUGAGUAUCAGAGACCAGCAAGAAUAGACAGAUUUUUCCAAUGAACUGAUCAUUCCUUGUGGGAAAACUUGAAUCACAGCACCAUCAACAUGAACAUGUACAGGGCUGCCCCAGAGCUCGACUCUCCUUCUAAGUCAGUUCUCCCUCCCCCUUUCAAUCUUACAAUCUUUUUAAAAAAUCUACUUUCUCUUUAAGUACCUCCCCACCAACCAAUUUAAUCUUCACAAUCAAGUGACAUAGAGUUCCAGAGUUCCACCAACCAAUGUGGGAGGCAGUUCUUAUGCACCCCAGUUUUUAAAUAACUUUGUAACCAUGUUACAAAGACAGAGGGGUGAGGUGGCUCUGUUGGUAAAAAAAAAUGAAAUGAAAUCCUUAGAAAGAGGCAACAUAGGAUUGGGUAAAAGGGAAGGGAAAUUGCAAGGGUAAAAAGACCCUGUAUUGACUCCUGUACCAGUGUGAGGGAUAUAAAUUUCAAUGGGAAAUAGAAAAGGCAAUGUUACAAGAGACAUGGAGGAUUUCAAUAUGCAGAUAGAUUGGGAAAACCAGGUUGGUGCUGGAUCCCAAGAGACGGGAUUUGUAGGAUGCCUAUGGGAUGGUUUUUUAGAGCAGCUUGUGGUUGAGCUCACUAGGGGGAAACCAAUUCUGGACUGGGUGUUGUGUAAUGAACCAGAUUUGAUUAGGGAGUUUAAGGUAAAGGAACCCAGUGAUCAUAAUAUAAUUGAAUUUGCCCUGCAGUUUGGGAGGGUUUAGAUAAAGUCAGAUGCAUCAGUAUUACAGUGGAGUGAAAGGAAUUACAGAGGCAUGAGAGAGGAGCUCACCAAAGUUGAUUGGAAGGAGACACUAGCAAGGAUGACUGCAGAACAGCACUGGCUAGUAUUUCUGGGGGCAAUUUGGGAGGCGCAGGAUACAUACAUCUUAAAGACGAAGAAGUAUUCUGAAGAGAGGAUGAGGCAACCAUGAGUGACAAGGGAAGUUAAAGACAGCAUAAAAGCAAAAGAAGCGGCAUAUAAUAUAACAAAAAAUAGUGGGACGUUAGAGUAUUUGGAAGCUUUUAAAAACUAAAGAAGGCAACUAGAAAAGGCAUAAGGAGAGAAAGAUGAAAUAUAAAGGUUAGCUAGCCAUAAAAUUAGAGGAUACCAAAAGUUUUUUUCAGAUAUCUAUAAGGGGAAGGGGGAGGGGGAGAGGGACGAAGAUAGAGAAAGAAAGAAAGAAAAGUAAAUAUUGGACCACUCAUAAAAAGAUUCUGGUAGUAGUAGGGGACAAAGAAAUGGCAAAUGUACUGAGUAAGUAUUUUGCAUCAGUCUUCACGGUGUAAGACCACAAGCAGUAAUGCCAGAAAUUUGAGAGUAUCAGGGGGCAGAAGUAGGUGUAGUUGCUACUACUAAGGAGAAGGUGCUUGGGAAGCUGAAAUAUCUGAUGGUUGAGAAGUCACCUGGACCAGAUUGACUACAUCCUUGGGUUCUGAAAGGGAAAGCUUAAGAGAUUUUGUAGGCGUUAUUAAUGAUUUUCAAUAAUCACUAGAUUAUGGAAUGGUUCCAGAGGACUGGAAAUUUACAAAUGUUACUCCAGUCUACAAGAAGGGAGGGAAGCAGAAGAAAGAAAAUAAUAGACCAGCUAGCCUGACUUCAGUGGUUGGGAAGAUGUUGGAGUUCAUUACUAAGGAUGAGGUUUUGGGGUACUUGGAGGCAAAGAAUAAAGUAGGCCAAAGUCAGCAUGGUUUCCUUAAGGGAAAAUUUUGCCUGACAAAUCUGUUGACUUUCUUUGAGGCUAUAACAGACAAGAUAGACAAAGGAGAAUUAGUGGGUGUUGUUUACUUAGAUUUUGGUGCUGUACAUGAGGCUGCUUAACAAGAUAAGGGCCCAUGGUAUUACAGGAAAGAUAAUGACAUGUAUUGAAGACUAGCUGAUUAGCAGGAGGCAAAGAGUCAGAAUAAAGGGGGCCUAUUCUGGUUGGCUGCUGAUGAUGGGGGGGGGGCAGUAUUGGAAUCGCCUCUGUUCAUGUUAUAUGUCAACGAUUUGGUUGACGGAAUUGAUGGCUUUGUGGCCAAAUUUGCAGAUGAUACAAAGAUAGGUGGAGGGGCAGGUGGUGUUGAGGAAGCAGGGUGUCUGCAGAAGGUCUUGCACAGAUUCGGGGAAAAUGGGCAAAGAAGUGGCAGAUGGAAUGUAGUGUAGGGAAGCGCAAGGACAUGCAUGUUAGUAGAAGUGGAUGUUUCCUAUUGUAGAUGAGCCUAGGACUGGAGGGCACAGCCUCAGAAUGGAGGGACAUCCAUUUAGAAUAGAGGUGAGAAAGAAUUUCUUUAGCAAGAGUAUGGCAAGUCUGCAGAAUUCAUUGCCAUGGAUGGCAGCGGAAGUCAUCACUGAGUAUACUUACAGCAGAGAUGGAUAGGUUCUUGGUUAGUCAGGGCAUCAAAGGUUAUGGGGAGAAUGAGAGGGAUAAUAAAUCAGCCAUGAUAGAAUGGUGGAACAGACUUGGGCCGAGUGCCUAAUUCUGCUCCUGUGUCUUAUAACUUAAAAACAUACAUCAUGAAACUCAAACAACAGGAAUUCUGCAGAUGCUGGAAAUUCAAGCAACACACAUCAUGAAACUCAUUGGUUUUGUUGCAGCAGUACAAUGCAUAUCUUAAAAAUUACUGCAUAUCAAAGUAAGUAGUGCAAAAAAAGAGCACAAUAAUGAGGUGCUGUUCACGGGUCCAUGGACCAAUCAGCAAGCUGACGGUGAAAGGGAAGACGCUAUUUCUAGAAAUGUUGAGUGAAUGUCUUCAAGCUCCUGUACAUCCUCCUUAGUUGUAGUAAUUAGGAGAGGGCAUGUCUUGGGUUGUGAGGGUGCUUAAUGAUGGACGCCGCCUUACUGAGGCAUCGCCUUUUGAAGACGUCCUCGAUGGGAAGGGGGCUAGUGCCCAUGAUGGAGCUAGCUUUACAACCCUCUGCAGAAUGCAUUAGCACCUCCAUACCGGACAGUGAUGCAACCAGUCAGAAUGCUCUCCAAGGUACUGUACGUCUGUAGAAAUUUGUUAGUCUUCAGUGCUGUACCAAAUCUCUUCAAACUCCUAAUAAAAUAUAACCACUGGUGUCCCUUCUUCAUAAUUGCAUCAAUAUUUUGGGCCCAGAAUAGAUAGAAACAUAUAAAACCUACAGCACAAUAUAGGCCCUUCGGUCCAUAAUGCUGUGCUGAACAUGUACUUACUUCAGAAAUUACCUAGGGUUACCCAUAGCCUUCUAUUUUCCGAAGCUCCAUGUACCUAUCCAAGAGUCUCUUAAAAGACCCUAUUGUAUCCACCUCCACCACUGUUGCUGGCAGCCCAUUCCAUGCACUCACCACUUUGUGUAAAAAAACUUACCCCCGACAUCUCCUCUGUACCUGCUUUCAAGCACCUUAAAACUGUGCCUUCUCGUGUUAGCCAUCUUCACAGAACUUCUAAAUAGCAACCAGCAUUCAUCCACAAUGAUUAGCAAAUGACCUAAUGGAACUGAUGUAUAAAGUACCACUUAGUGGUAUAUGGUGGGAACUUAGCGAAUCUCAUUGCUGGGCUGGUGCAAACUGAGCACAAGAUAUGAGCGGCAUUGCUGGCCUCUAAGUCAACAGUGCUAAUAUCAAACUAAUUUUGUAUAGUGACUGAUGUUGCAAUUUAGCUUUUUGGCAUCCUCUGGUAAGUAGGUUCAUUACACUUUCUAUGAUUGUAUGCAAGAUGAAUGUAAGGCUGGUACUAAUAUGUAUGUACACAUUACAUACCCUCUGGGCAGACAGGGCUUGUCAGCUGUGGUAGGCAGCUCAUCUACAAGAAAACCUCUGAUCUCAAAGCUCAGCUACCUUGUGGUUAUACCCACUCCUGGGGUGAGUUUCAGGAGUAGAAUCUAAGGAAGAA